Macrosiphum euphorbiae (potato aphid) is the source of this 303-nucleotide messenger RNA. NCBI's taxonomy places the organism in Eukaryota, Metazoa, Arthropoda, Insecta, Hemiptera, Aphididae. The record is from the annotation of a GenBank genome assembly.
AUGUCUACGCAUACGAAGACGCAUCAAAUAACCCGAUAUUCCUUAGAGCCGACCUUUGUCAUACCAGAUUCUGUCAAGCUAGUAUUGAAGGAAAAUCAACAAGUAACACCAGCAACAGAAACUACAUUCAAUAACGAAACUGAUAACAGAGAACCAGAAAUAGAAAUACAUAUUGAUACCAUAGAGCAGAGCGCCAUUGAGGAAGAGGUAUCCACUACCCUUGAAGAAAAACCGAUCAGCAACAGAGCCAAGAAGAAGAAGAAAUGGGUAGCUAACAUCGGAAAAUCGAGCAAAACUGAGUAA